AGGACGGUUCGUUUGAACGUCUCACCAGCACAAACGGUGGAACAAUCAUCGUGUUAGUACGGACUUCUGAUUCAUCACUAGGUAGAGCGUGAUACUCCCCGUUUUCGAGUCCCGUACUCCUAUUAGGAAAAAGCCCACUUUGAGUGCCCGCUUUUUACCCCUGGUGUCCACGUUGGGGGCCACGUACUUUUUCCCUUUGGAGCAUAGAGAGCUCUUUCUGCGCCGCUACGGCAAUGUGAAUGCACGUUUUUAGGACUGCUGGUCGCAUCGUGAGAUCCGCUUGAUCGCCCCCAGGGCUUGGUACUUAUUUCCACCCGCGAAAUCUCGGCCUGAAUGCGCGUCGUAAAGGCCCCAAGGGCGAUAGAGGGGCGGAGCGGGUUUAAUAUCUGAUUAUCAAGGGGAUUGGCCAAGUCAUUUUAACCCGCAAAGCACGGUGCGAUGAAGGAGGGCGGGGGCUUGAAUUGGCGGACGUUUCUUGUGCUAAGAUGCCCCCUGGUUUGAAUCUUGGAUUCCGGAGUACUUGACUCCCUCGUCCUGCCUCUCAUCUCGUCUAGUUUGGUUUUCUCUUUGGUGCUGCCCCGGUUACAUUCUCUUCUCUAGCCCUAUCGUUGGGUAUACCUCUCGUUCAACCACUGCCUUUCUAGGCUUGAAAGUCGCUCUUUUUCUUUUAUCACGCUCAUUCAUUCUUCGCUCUUCCAAGGCUGAGCCUGGCUCCUAUCUUUCUCUGAGAAUCGAGAAUCGGAUAGAGGUUUUUUUUGCUGCCUACUACUGCCUCCACCACCCUCGCUGUUUGUUUGGCUACGUCACAAAGAACGCGAUUGAAGAUCAAACGGUAAGUGGCAUGCCAUGAUGAUGAGCUUAUCCCGCGAUUGCCCCUCCUCCCGUGUGUGUCCAGUGCUGUGCCUAGGAUAGGCAGUCCCGAUGCAAGGGGAACAUUCCUCUCCUUUCUAAGGAGAGCACUGAGCACUUCACCUUGACCUUCCAAGUUCUCCAAGAUGAUAUUUGGAGCCUUGGGAUGAGGAUCGACCGGCCCAACUCCAUCGCUCCGUCGACACCACCCUCUUUUACUUUCUUUCAACGCGCUCGCGUAUCAGACCGGUUGAUUCGGUCCUCCUGGAGAGUUUCUGGCAUUCAGUCGUUCCCUACCUAGGUCGUCAUUCGUUUCUAUCAAACACCAUUGUGGACGAAGCUAGAUUGCUAUCGCCAUGAUGCAGGACCUUCGCUUGACAGCGGCCUUGGUCGCCUGUCUUACCCUGUUCCCAGCCUUUACUUCUGCGUUCUGGCGCCUUCCCUGCCGUGGGCGAACUGGCGUCGCCCGGCUGGACCCCAUCGUUGACCCCGGCGAGAUCUCUUCCCACGUGCACGCGAUUCAUGGAGGAGGAAGCUUCAGCAUGAACUCGAACAUGCAGACUCUGCGCGAGUCCAGCUGCACGUCGUGCGCCGUGACGCAAGACUUGUCUGCAUACUGGACGCCCGCGCUUUAUUUCAUGCACACCAACGGCAGUGCUGAACUGGUCGACGAAGUCGGAGGCAUGCUUGCAUACUAUCUCCUGUACGGAGACAAUGUUACCGCGUUCCCCAGCGGCUUCCGUAUGCUGGCCGGUGACCCCUUCCAGCGCAACUUCACUUGGCCAGUUCCCGAUCCCCCCAAGUCCUCGUGGUCCGGUGAUCAGCUCUCCCAGACGGCUCUCCGUCAGAAGGCCCUGGGCUUCAACUGUCUUGACUACGCCGGGACUGCCGAAGCCUCGCUUUACCGUCACUACAUGCCGAACAAGACCUUCCUCGAUACAAACUGCCCCGAUGGACUCCGCCUGGAGCUGAUGUUCCCUUCCUGCUGGAAUGGAAAGGAUGUUGACUCGACCGACCACAAGUCCCACGUUGCCUACCCUGACCUCGUUAUCACCGGUACUUGCCCCGAGGGCUUUGAGACGCGUCUUGUCUCGCUGUUCUACGAGACUAUCUGGAAUACGUAUGCGUUCAAGGAUGUCGAUGGAUACUUUGCCCUGGCCAAUGGAGACCCCACUGGAUAUGGAUACCACGGUGACUUCAUGUACGCCUGGGAAGAUGGCGUGCUGCAAGAGGCUAUUGACACUUGCACAAGCGAGUCGGGCGAAGUCAGCGCUUGCGAAAUCUUUGAUAUUCAAAGCGAGACGGAAGAGCGCGAGUGCUUCCUUGACUUGCCUUCUGCGCUUGAGAAUGAGAACGUCCAGAUGCAUGCUGACGGUCUGCCGGGCCCCAUGGGUAUUCAGUGGGGCCCAGCCUACGCUACUAUGGCAAUGGCAUCUUCCUCUACCACUUCCUCUUCGUCCACCUCGGCCUCCACCAGCACCAGUGCCCUAUCCGUCUCUGUCAGCGUUACGGUUGACUCUGGAAAGGUGCUUGGCCAUGCUGACAAUAUCAAUACCGCUGAAGCCACCACUAGGUCCUCUACGUCUACCUCAACGCCGACUCCUACUCCUACUACCUCAAUUCAAGUCGACCAGUACACCGAGGAGAUUAUUUACGUGAAGCAGGAGGUCAUCGUCAUGCUUGGUGAGGGCGGAGUCCCAUACACCACCAGCACCGGCUCUCAGACCACUGUAUCCACUGCACUGGUGACUGCUACUCAGACCUCCACCGUGGUAUCCUAUGUUGAGAAGAGAGACGAUACUCUUGCGGAACCUGAAAAACGGGAUCCCAGCGCCGAGAAGGAAGCCCGACAUGCUCAUAACCAUCGUCACCACUCGCACAAGAGACACGGUCACUAACGGACAUGUAAACGUGGUCUGGGAUGGGAACACGAUGCUGUGCGUGGCGUUCCUUCUCGUCGAUCGAAUUUCACCUCGAGUGCGGUUGCAGUUUCAUCGACUCCCUUGGAGUGUUGGACUAUGACUCGGGUCUUUUCUAUUCAUGUACAUGUUUGCUCUUGUAAAUGUCCUGGAUGCAUCCCCUGUCGAGGGGUGAUAAAUCCAUAUUGCUGAUACCAUCAAAUCUCACAAAACUUGCUUGACCUGAACAUAAAA
Molecule: messenger RNA, 3002 nt
Organism: Penicillium brasilianum
Lineage: Eukaryota; Fungi; Ascomycota; Eurotiomycetes; Eurotiales; Aspergillaceae
Source: the annotation of a GenBank genome assembly